AUGAAGACGGAGAGCGUGGUGCAGACUGCGCCGUUCAGCGGGAGGAAGCAGAGUCUGAUCGAGGAUGCUCGCAGGGGGCGCAGCAGCGGCUCCUCGUGCUCCCCGGGGCCCUCCAGGUACGGAGACAGCUUUGUGUUUGAGGAGAAGGACGGAAGAGUAACUCUGAACGUCCUGUUCGCCCUCAGCAAUGAGAAAAAUGCAGGAUUCUUCAAAACGGGGAAAAUAUUUGAGACGUUUGAAGCUAAACUUCUCCACAUUGAGAGUCGACCAGGGAGGAAAUCAAAGAACAGCACGACAGACCUGGAAUUCUUCAUGAAGUGUGAAGUUCACAGCUCUGACCUCGACGUUUUCAUCAACUCGCUGAAGAGAGUGGUCGACGACGUUCGCUCCAUCCCAGAGGAAAAAGUUCCCUGGUUUCCCCGACAGAUAAAAGACCUUGACAGAUGCAACCUGUUAAUAACCAAAUUUGAUCCGGACAUGGACCAGGACCAUCCGGGCUACAGCGACCCAGAAUACAGAAAAAGACGUGCUUUUAUUUCUGAGCUUGCCUUCAGAUACAAACAGGGAGACCCGUUGCCCACUGUGGAGUAUACAGCAGAAGAGAUAUCCACAUGGAGGGAGGUUUACCAGCAGCUGCGGAGUAUUUACCCCAGUCUGGCCUGUCGGCAGUUCCUGGAUGGUCUGCAGCAGCUGGAGAGAGAGUGUGGCUAUGGAGACGACCGCAUCCCUCAGCUCAGAGAGAUUUCUGCCUUCCUCAAAGAGAAAACAGGCUUCCAGCUGCGUCCAGUAGCCGGCCUGCUGUCAGCCAGAGAUUUCCUCGCCAGUUUGGCCUUCAGGGUGUUUCAGUGCACACAGUACAUCCGUCACCCCUCUGCGCCAAUGCACUCCCCUGAGCCAGACUGCUGUCAUGAAUUACUCGGCCAUAUUCCCAUGCUGACAGACAAAGAAUUUGCCCAGUUUUCCCAGGAGAUUGGACUUGCCUCGCUUGGAGCAUCAGAUGAAGACAUUGAGAAACUGUCAACGUUAUACUGGUUUACCGUAGAGUUUGGCCUCUGCAAGCAGAAUGGGACAGUGAAAGCUUACGGCGCUGGUCUCCUCUCAUCCUACGGAGAGCUCAUCUACGCCCUGUCUAAUGAGCCGGAGUACAAAUCGUUCAACCCAGAGGAGACAGCAGUCCAGCCGUACCAGGACCAAACCUACCAGCCUGUUUACUUUGUGUCUGAAAGCUUUGAGGACGCAAAGAUUAAGCUGAGGAGAUACUCUGCAACCAUCAAACGUUCUUUUGCGGUACGCUACGACCCUUUUACCUCCAGCAUGGAGGUUCUGGAUCAGCCCAGUAAGAUCCAAAACGCCCUGAGCCAAAUGAGAGAGGACCUAAAGACCCUGCACAGCGCCUUGGAGAAGCUCAGCUCAUCUUAA
Molecule: messenger RNA, 1419 nt
Organism: Scomber japonicus (chub mackerel)
Lineage: Eukaryota; Metazoa; Chordata; Actinopteri; Scombriformes; Scombridae
Gene: th2
Product: tyrosine hydroxylase 2
Exons: 12
Coding region: 1-1419 (472 amino acids)
Biological process (GO): dopamine biosynthetic process from tyrosine
Cellular component (GO): perikaryon; axon; cytoplasm
Molecular function (GO): tyrosine 3-monooxygenase activity; iron ion binding
Source: RefSeq, a predicted model, not a curated record